AUGCAUGUACUCCCUCCAUAUAUAUUUCAUACAUGUUGCCGCUCUUUCCUUCCCUCGCUCUCUCCCCCUCUCGCUCUCUGUAUACGUAUAUGCGUGGCGGCCAGUGGAAUGAGCGAGCCGGCCACCCCGCCGCCCGCACGGCGACUGGACGAUCUCUUCGACGACGCCAUGGACGCAGUCGCCGCGCUGGAGACGUGCCGCACUGCGCUGCACGUCUUGCUGCAGCAGGCGCACUUCGCAUACAGUGACGCGCAGCGGGAGAUGGACCGCGCGGGCCUUCUUCUCGGCUGGUCCGCCGU
Molecule: messenger RNA, 299 nt
Organism: Trypanosoma grayi
Lineage: Eukaryota; Euglenozoa; Kinetoplastea; Trypanosomatida; Trypanosomatidae
Exons: 1
Source: RefSeq, a predicted model, not a curated record